Messenger RNA from Closterium sp. NIES-65, 9849 nucleotides. Lineage: Eukaryota; Viridiplantae; Streptophyta; Zygnematophyceae; Desmidiales; Closteriaceae. The record is from the annotation of a GenBank genome assembly.
AUGGCAUCAUUGCCUGCAGGGGCCGCCUCCCACCCUACCAUCGCCCACCCUCAUGUCUCCCACCCUCCCAUCUCCCACCCUCCCAUCGCCCACCAUCCCGUCUCCCACCCUCCCAUCUCCCACCCUCCCAUCGCCCACCCUCCCAUCGCCCAAGCUACUUGGGGUCGGUGUCUGACAGCCAUGCCCAUGACCAGCAGAGAGCGCUCCUCUGCUUGUGCUUCCUCUGCUUGCGCUUCCUCUACUUGUGCUUCCCCUGCUUGUGCUUCCUCUACUUGCGCUUCCUCUACUUGCGCUUCCUCUGCUUGCGCUUCCUGUGCUUGUGCUUCCUCUGCUUGCGCUUCCUCUGCUUGUGCUUCCUCUGCUUGUGCUUCCUCUGCUUGUGCUUCCUCUGCUUGCGCUUCCUCUGCUCGUGCUUCCUCUUCUUGCGCUUCCUCUGCUUGUGCUACCUCUGCUUGUGCUUCCUCUGCUUGUGCUUCCUCUGCUUGUGUUUCCUCUACUUGUGCUUCCUCUGCUUGUGCUUCCUCUGCUUGUGCUUCCUCUGCUAGCGCUUCCUCUGCUUGUGCUUCCUUAGCUUGUGAUUCCUCUGCUUGCGAUUCCUUUGCUUACGCUUCCUUUGCUUGUGCUUCCUCUGCUUGUGCUUCCUCUGCUUUCGCUACCUCUGCUUGUGCUUCCUAUGCUUGUGCUUCCUCUACUUGUGCUUCCUAUGCUUGUGCUUCCUCUACUUGUUCUUCCUUUGCUUUCGCUACCUCUGCUUGUGCUUCCUAUGCUUGUGCUUCCUCUGCUUGUGCUUCCUAUGCUUGUGCUUCCUCUGCUUGUGCUUCCUAUGCUUGUGCUUCCUCUGCUUGUGCUUCCUGUGCUUGCGCUUCCUCCGCUUGUGCUCCCUCUGCUUGCGCUUCCUCUGCUUGUUCUCCUCUUCUUGCGCUUCCUCUACUUGUGCUUCCUCUGCUUGUGCUUCCUCUGCUUGUGCUUCCUCUACUUGUGCUUCCUCUGCUUGUGCUUCCUCUGCUUGUGCUUCCUCUGCUUGUGCUUCCUCUACUUGUGCUUCCUCUGCUUGUGCUUCCUCUGCUUGUGCUUCCUCUGCUUGUGCUUCCUCUGCUUACACUUUCUCUACUUGCGCUUCCUCUGCUUGUGCUUCCUGUGCUUGCGCUUCCUCUGCUUGUGCUUCCUCUGCUUGCACUUCCUCUGCUUGCGCUUCCUCUGCUUGUGCUUUUGACGCUCGCGCUUCCUCUGCUCAUGCUUCCUCUGCAUGUGCUUCCUCUGCUUGCGCUUCCUCUGCUUGCGCUUUCUCUGCUUACGCUUCCUCUGUUUACGCUUCCUCUGCUUCUUCUUCCUGUGCUUGCGCUUCCUCUGCUUGCGCCUCCUCUGCUUGUGCUUCCUCUGCUUGUGCUUCCUCUGCUUGCGCUUCCUCUGCUUGUGCUUCCUCUACUUGCGCUUCCUCUGCUUGCGCUUCCUCUGCUUGUGCUUCCUCUGCUUGCGCUUCCUAUGCUUGUGCUUACUCUGCUUGCGCUUCCUCUGCUUGUGCUUCCUCUGCUUACGCUUCCUUUUCUUGUGCUUCCUCUGCUUGCGCUUUCUCUGCUUGCGCUUCCUCUGCUUGUUCUUCCUCUGCUUGCGCUUCCUCUGCUUGCGCUUCCUCUGCUUGCGCUUCCUCUCCUUGUGCUUCCUCUGCUUGCGCUUCCUCUGCUUGCGUUUCCUCUGCUUGUGCUUCCUCUGCUUGUGCUUCCUCUGCUUGUGCUUCCUCUGCUUGUGCUUCCUCUACUUGUGCUUCCUCUGCUUGUGCUUCCUCUGCUUACGCUUCCUCUUCUUGCGCUCCUCUGCUUGCGCUUCCUCUGCUUACGCUUCCUCUGCUUGCGCUUCCUCUGCUUGCGCUUCCACUGCUUACGCUGCCUCUACUUGCGCUCCUCUGCUUGCGCUUCCUAUGCUUGCGCUUCCUCUGCUUGCGCAUCCUCUCCUUGCGCUUCCUUUGCUUCUUGUGAUUCCUCUGCUUGCGAUUCCUUUGCUUACGCUUCCUCUGCUUGUGCUUCCUCUGCUUAUGCUUUCUCUGCUUGCGCUUCCUCUGCUUGUGCUUCCUUUGCUUGCGCUUCCUCUGCUUGUGCUUCCUUUGUUUGCACUUCCUCUGCUUGCGCUUUCUCUGCUUGUGCUUUUGACGCUUGCGCUUCCUCUGCUCAUGCUUCCUCUGCAUGUGCUUCCUCUGCUUGCGCUUCCUCUGCUUGCGCUUCCUCUGCUUGCGCUUCCUCUGCUUACGCUUCCUCUUUUUGCGCUUCCUCUGCUUCUUCUUCAUGUGCUUGCGCUUCCUCUGCUUGCGCUUCCUUUGCUUGUGCUUCCUCUGCUUGUGCUUCCUCUGCUUGCGCUUCCUCUGCUUGUGCUUCCUCUGCUUGCGCUUCCUCUGCUUGUGCUUCCUCUGCUUGCGCUUCCUCUGCUUGUGCUUCCUCUGUUUGCGCCUCCUAUGCUUGUGCUUCCUCUGCUUGCGCUUUCUUUGCUUGUGCUUCCUCUGCUUACGCUUCCUUUUCUUGUGCUUCCUCUGCUUGCGCUUUCUAUGCUUGCGCUUCCUCUGCUUGUUCUUCCUCUGCUUGCGCUUCAUCUGCUUGCGCUUCCUCUGCUUGCGCUUCCUCUCCUUGUGCUUCCUCUGCUUGCGCUUCCUCUGCUUGUGAUUCCUCUGCUUGCGCAUCCUCUGCUUGUGCUUCCUCUGCUUGUGCUUCCUCUGCUUGUACUUCCUCUUCUUGUGCUUCCUCUGCUUGUGCUUCCUCUACUUGUGCAUCCUCUGCUUGUGCUUCCUCUGCUUGUGCUUCCUCUGCUUGUGCUUCCUCUACUUGCGCUUCCUCUGCUUACGCUUCCUCUGCUUGCGCUCCUCUGCUUGCGCUUCCUCUGCUUACGCUUCCUCUAGUUGCGCUUCCUCUGCUUGCGCUUCCUCUGCUUACGCUUCCUCCACCUGCUCUCCUCUGCUUACGCUUCUCUGCUUGCGCUUCCUCUGCUUGCGCUUCCUGUGCUUGUGCUUCCUCUUCUUGUGCUUCCUCUGCUUGCGCUUCCACUGCUUGCGCUUCUUUAUCUUGUGCUUCCUAUGCUUGCGCUGCCUCUAUUUGCGCUUCCUCUGCUUGCGUUUCCUUUGCUUGCGCUCUUCUGCUUGUCUGCCUCUACUUGCGCUUCCUCUGCUUCUGCUUCCUCUGCUUGCGCCUUCUUUGCUUGUGCUUCCUCUGCUUGCGCUUCCUCUGCUUGCGCUUCCUCUGCUUGCACUUUCUCUGCUUGUGCUUCCUCUGCUUAUGCUUCCUCUGCUUGUGCUUCCUCUGCUUGUGCUUCCUCUGCUUGUGCUUCCUCUGCUUGCGCUUCCUCUGCUUGCGCUUCCUCUGUUUGCGCUUCCUCUGCUUGCGCUUCGUCCCCUUGCGAUUCCUCUGCUUGCGCUUUCUCUGCUUGGGCUCCUCUGCUUGUGCUUCAUCUGCUUAUGCUUCCUCUGCUUGCGCUUCCUCUGCUUGUGCUUCCUCUGCUUGUGCUUCUUCUACUUGCGCAUCCUCUGCUUGUGCUUCCUCUGCUUGCGCUUCCUCUGCUUGUGCUUUCAUUGCUUGUGCUUCCUCCGCUUGCGCUUCCUCUUCUUGUGCUUCUUCUGCUUGUGCUUCCUCUACUUGUGCUUCCUCUCCUUGUGCUUCCUCUACUUGCGCUUCCUCUUCUUGUGCUUCCACUGCUUGUGCUUCCUCUACUUGCGCUUCCUCUCCUUGCGCUUCCUCUGCUUGCGCUUCUCUGCUUGUGCUUCCUCUGCUUGUGCUUCCUCUGGUAUUGGCCUCCCACCCUCCCAUCGCCCACCCUCACGUCUCCCACCCUCCCAUCUCCCACCCUCCCAUCGCCCACCAUCCCGUCUCCCACCCUCCCAUCUCCCACCCUCCCAUCGCCCACCCUCCCAUCGCCCAAGCUACUUGGGGUCGCUUGUGCUUCCUCUGCUUGCGCUUCCUCUGCUUGUGCUUCCUCUGCUUCUGCUUCCUCUGCUUGUGCUUCCUCUGCUUGCGCUUCCUCUGCUUGUGCUUCCUCUGCGUGCACUUCCUCCGCUUGAGCUUCCUCUGCUUACGCUUCCUCUGCUUGCGCUUCCUCUGCUUGUGCUUCCUCUGCUUGCGCUUCCUCUGCUUGUGCUUCCUGUGCUUGCGCUUCCUCUGCAUAUGCUUCCUCUGCUUGCGCUCCUCUGCUUCUGCUUCCUCUCCUUGUGCUUCCUCUGCUUACGCUUCCUCUCCUUGUGCUUCCUUUGCUUGCGCUUCCUCAGCUUGUGCUUCCUCUACUUGCGCUUCCUCUGCUUGCGCUUCCUCUACUUGUGCUUCCUCUGCUUGCGCUUCCUUUGCUUGUGCUUCCUCUGCUUGUGCUUCCUCUGCUUGUGCUUCCUCUGCUUGUGCUUCCUCUGCUUGUGCUUCCUCUGCUUGUGCUUCCUCUACUUGCGCUUCCUCUACUUGUGCUUCCUCUGCUUGUGCUUCCUCUGCUUGCACUUCCUCUGCUUGUGCUUCCUUUGCUUAUGCUUCCUUUGCUUGCGCUUCCUCUACUUGUGCUUCUACUGCUUGCGCUUCCUCUGCUUGUGCUUCCUCUGCUUGUGGUUCCUCUGCUUGCGCUUCCUCUGCUUGCGCUUCCUCUGCUUGCGCUUCCUCUACUUGUGCUUCCUCUGCUUGCGCUUCCUCUGCUUGUGCUUCCUCUCCUUGCGCUUCCUCUGCUUGUGCUUCCUCUGCUUGCGCUUCCUCUGCUUGUGCUUCUUCUGCUUCUGCAUCCUCUGCUUGCGCUUCCUCUGCUUGUGCUUCCUCUGCUUGCGCUUCCUCUGCUUGUGCUUCUUCUGCUUGUGCUUCUUCUGUUUCUGUCUCCUCUGCUUGCGCUUCCUCUGCUUGUGCUUCUUCUGCUUGUGCUUCCUCUGCUUGUGCUUGGUCUGCUUGUGCUUCCUCUGCUUGCGCUUCCUCUGCUUGCGCUUCCUCUGCUUGCGCUUCCUCUACUUGUGCUUCUUCUGCUUGUGCUUCCUCUGCUUGUGCUUCCUCUGCUUACGCUUAUUCUACUUGCGCUUCCUCUGCUUGUGCUUCCUCUGCUUGCGCUUCCUCUGCUUGCGCUUCCUCUGCUUGUGCUUCCUGUGCUUGGGCUUCCUCUGCUUGUGCUUCCUCUGCUUGCGCUUACCCUGCUUGUGCUUCCUCUGCUUGCGCUUCCUCUGCUUGUGCUUCCUUUGCUUGUGCUUCCUCUGCUUGUACUUCCUCUGCUUGUGCUUCCUCUGCUUGUGCUUUCUCUGCUUGCGCUUGCUUACACUUCCUCUGCUUGCGCUCCUGUGCUUGCGCUUCCUCUACUUACGCUUCCUCUGCUUGCGCUUCCUCUGCUUGCGCUUCCUCUGCUUACGCUUCCUCUACUUGCGCUCCUGUGCUUGCGCAUCCUAUGCUUACGCUUCCUCUGCUUGCGCUUCCCUUCCUUGCGCUUCCUUUGCUUGUGUUUCCUCUGCUUGUGCUUCCUCUGCUUGCGCUUCCUCUGCUUGCGAUUCCUCUGCUUGCGCUUCCUCUGCUUGUGCUUCCUCUGCUUACGUUUCCUCUCCUUCUGCUUCCUCCGCUUGCGCUCCUCUGCUUGGGCUUCCUCUGCUUGUGCUUCCUGUGCUUGCGCUUCCUCUGCUUGUGCUUCCUCUGCCUGCGCUUCCUCUGCUUGCGCUUUCUCUGCUUGUGCUUCCUCUGCUUGUGCUCCCUCUUCUUUCGCUUCCUCUGCUUGUGCUUCCUUUGCUUGCGCUUCCUUUGCUUGUGCUUCCUCUACAUGCGCUUCCUCUGCUUUUGCUUCCUCUGCGUGCGCUUCCUCUGCUUGUGCUUCCUCUGCUCGCGCUUCCUCUGCUUGUGCUUCCUCUGCUUGUGGUUCCUCUGCUUGCGCUUCCUCUGCUUGCGCUUCCUCUGCUUGCGCUUCCUCUGCUUGUGCUUCCUCUGCUUGCGCUUCCUCUUCUUGUGCUUCCUCUCCUUGCGCUUCCUCUGCUUGUGCUUCCUCUGCUUGCGCUUCCUCUGCUUGUGCUUCUUCUGCUUCUGUCUCCUCUGCUUGCGCUUCCUCUGCUUGUGCUUCUUCUGCUUGUGCUUCCUCUGCUUGCGCUUCCUCUGCUUGCGCUUCCUCUGCUUGCGCUUCCUCUGCUUGUGCUUCUUCUGCUUGUGCUUCCUCUGCUUGUGCUUCUUCUGCUUACGCUUAUUCUACUUGCGCUUCCUCUGCUUGUGCUUCCUCUGCUUGCGCUUCCUCUGCUUGCGCUUCCUCUGCUUGUGCUUCCUGUGCUUGCGCUUCCUCUGCUUGUGCUUCCUCUGCUUGCGCUUACCCUGCUUGUGCUUCCUCUGCUUGCGCUUCCUCUGCUUGUGCUUCCUUUGCUUGUGCUUCCUCUGCUUGUACUUCCUCUGCUUGUGCUUCCUCUGCUUGUGCUUCCUCUGCUUGCGCUUCCUCUGCUUACGCUUCCUCUGCUUGCGCUCCUCUACUUGCGCUUCCUCUGCUUACGCUUCCUCUGCUUGCGCUCCUCUCCUUGCGCUUCCUCUGCUUACGCUUCCUCUAGUUGCGCUUCCUCUGCUUGCGCUUCCUCUGCUUGCGCUUCCUCUGCUUACGCUUCCUCCACUUGCGCUCCUCUGCUUGCGCUUCCUCUGCUUACGCUUCCUCUGCUUGCGCUUCCUCUGCUUGUGCUUCCUCUGCUUGCGCUUCCUCUGCUUGCGCUUCCUCUGCUUGUGCUCCCUCAGCUUGCGCUUCCUCUGCUUUUUCUUCCUCUUCUUGCGCUUCCUCUGCUUGCGCUUCCUCUGCUUGUGCUUCCUUUGCUUAUGCUUCCUCCACUUGCGCUCCUCUGCUUGCGCUUCCUCUGCUUACGCUUCCUCUGCUUGUGCUUCCUCUACUUGCGCUUCCUCUACUUGUGCUUCCUCUGCUUGCGCUUCCUCUUCUUGUGCUUCCUCUGCUUGUGCUUCCUCUGCUUGUGCUUCCUCUGCUUGUGCUUCCUCUGCUUGUGCUUCCUCUGCUUGCACUCCCUCUGCUUGUGCUUCCUCUGCUUAUGCUUCCUCUGCUUGCGCUUCCUCUGCUUGUGCUUCUACUGCUUGCGCUUCCUCUGCUUGUGCUUCCUCUGCUUGUGGUUCCUCUGCUUGCGCUUCCUCUGCUUGCGCUUCCUCUACUUGCGCUUCCUCUGCUUUUGCUUUCUGUGCUGCGCUUCCUCUGCUUGUGCUUCCUCUCCUUGCGCUUCCUCUGCUUGUGCUUCCUCUGCUUGCGCUUCCUCUGCUUGUGCUUCUUCUGCUUCUGCAUCCUCUGCUUGCGCUUCCUCUGCUUGCGCUUCCUCUGCUUGUGCUUCUUCUGCUUCUGUUUCCUCUGCUUGCGCUUCCUCUGCUUGUGCUUCUUCUGCUUGUGCUUCCUCUGCUUGUGCUUGGUCUGCUUGUGCUUCCUCUGCUUGCGCUUCCUCUGCUUGCACUUCCUCUGCUUGCGCUUCCUCUGCUUGUGCUUCUUCUGCUUGUGCUUCCUCUGCUUGUGCUUCCUCUGCUUACGCUUAUUCUACUUGCGCUUCCUCUGCCUGUGCUUCCUCUGCUUGCGCUUCCUCUGCUUGCGCUUCCUCUGCUUGUGCUUCCUGUGCUUGCGCUUCCUCUGCUUGUGCUUCCUCUGCUUGCGCUUCCCAUGCUUGUGAUUCCUCUACUUGCGCUUCCUCUGCUUGUGCUUCCUCUGCUUGUGCUUCCUCUGCUUGUACUUCCUCUGCUUGUGCUUCCUCUGCUUGUGCUUCCUCUGCUUGCGCUUCCUAUGCUUACGCUUCCUCUGCUUGCGCUCCUGUGCUUGCGCUUCCUCUGCUUACGCUUCCUCUGCUUGCGCUUCCUCUGCUUGCGCUUCCUCUGCUUACACUUCCUCUACUUGCGCUCCUCUGCUUGCGCUUCCUAUGCUUACGCUUCCUCUGAUUGCGCUUCCUCUCCUUGCGCUUCCUUUGCUUGUGUUUCCUCUGCUUUUGCUUCCUCUGCUUGCGCUUCCUCGGCUUGCGCUUCCUCUGCUUGCGCUUCCUCUGCUUGUGCUUCCUCUGCUUACGUAUCCUCUCCUUCUGCUUCCUCCGCUUGCGCUCCUCUGCUUGUGCUUCCUGUGCUUGCGCUUCCUCUGCUUGUGCUUCCUCUGCCUACGCUUCCUCUGCUUGCGCUUCCUCUGCUUGUGCUUCCUCUGCUUGUGCUCCCUCUUCUUUCGCUUCCUCUGCUUGUGCUUCCUUUGCUUGUGCUUCCUUUGCUUGUGCUUCCUCUACAUGCGCUUCCUCUGCUUUUGCUUCCUCUGCGUGCGCUUCCUCUGCUUGUGCUUCCUCUGCUUGCGCUUCCUUUGCUUGUGCUUCCUCUACAUGCGCUUCCUCUGCUUUUGCUUCCUCUGCCUUGCGCUUCCUCUGCUUGUCCUUCCUCUUCUUGCGCUUCCUCUGCUUGUGCUUCCUCUGCUUGUGCUUCCUCUGCGUGUGCUUCCUCUGCUUGUGCUUCCUCUGCUUGUGCUUCCUCUGCUUGUGCUUCCUCUGCUUGUGCUUCCUCUGCUUGCGCUUCCUCUGCUUGUGCUUCCUUAGCUUGUGAUUCCUCUGCUUCCGAUUCCUUUGCUUACGCUUCCUUUGCUUGUGCUUCCUCUGCUUACGCUUUCUCUGCUUGCGCUUCCUCUGCUUUUGCUUCCUGUGCUUGCGCUUCCUGUGCUUGUGCUUCCUCUGCUUGCACUUCCUCUGCUUGCGCUUCCUCUGCUUGUGCUUUUGACGCUUGCACUUCCUCUGCUCAUGCUUCCUCUGCAUGUGCUUCCUCUGCUUGCGCUUCCUAUGCUUGCGCUUCCUCUGCUUACGCUUCCUCUGUUUGCGCUUCCUCUGCUUCUUCUUCCUGUGCUUGCGCUUCCUCUGCUUCCGCUUCCUCUACUUGUGCUUCCUCUGCUUGUUCUUCCUCUUCUUGCGCUUCCUCUGCUUGUGCUUCCUCUGCUUGCGCUUCCUCUGCUUGUGCUUCCUCUGCUUGCGCUUCCUCUGCUUGUGCUUCCUUUGCUUGCGCUUCCUAUGCUUGUGCUUCCUCUGCUUGCGCUUUCUCUGCUUGUGCUUCCUCUGCUUACACUUCCUUUUCUUGUGCUUCCUCUGCUUGCGCUUCCUCUGCUUGCGCUUCCUCUGCUUGUUCUUCCUCUGCUUGCGCUUCCUCUGCUUGCGCUUCCUCUGCUUGCGCUUCCUCUCCUUGUGCUUCCUCUGCUUGCGCUUCCUCUGCUUGCACUUCCUCUGCUUGUGCUUCCUCUGCUUGCGCUACCUCGGCUUGUGAUUCCUCUGCUUGCGCAUCCUCUGCUUGUGCUUUCUCUGCUUGUGCUUCCUCUGCUUGUACUUCCUCUUCUUGUGCUUCCUCUGCUUUUGCUUCCUCUACUUGUGCAUCCUCUGCUUGUGCUUCCUCUGCUUGUGCUUCCUCUGCUUGUACUUCCUCUACUUGCGCUUCCUCUGCUUACGCUUCCUCUGCUUGCGCUCCUCUGCUUGCGCUUCCUCUGCUUACGCUUCCUCUAGUUGCGCUUCCUCUGCCUGCGCUUCCUCUGCUUACGCUUCCUCCACUUGCGCUCCUCUGCUUGCGCUUCCUCUGCUUACGCUUCCUCUGCUUGCGCCUCCUCUGCUUGCGCUUCCUCUGCUUGUGCUUCCUCUGCUUGUGCUUCCUCUGCUUGCGCUUCCACUGCUUGCGCUUCUUCUGCUUGUGCUUCCUAUGCUUGCGCUGCCCCUAUUUGCGCUUCCUCUGCUUGCGUUUCCUUUGCUUGCGCUCUUCUGGUUGUGCUUCCUCUGCUUGCGCUUGCUCUGCUUCUGCUUCCUCUGCUUGCGCCUCCUCUGCUUGUGCUUCCUCUGCUUGCGCUUCCUCUGCUUGCGCUUCCUCUGCUUGCGCUUUCUCUGCUUGUGCUUCCUCUUCUUGUGCUUCCUCAGCUUGCGCUUCCUCUGCUUGA